CAACUGCUGCCGUUUCACGUGUUUGUCUUUUGUGUCAGCGGAGCAGAACAUCCACAGUGUGGAGUCCGGAGAGUUUAGUGACACGGAACACGGAAGGGUUUGCCGUGUCAGCAGCACCGGGCGUGUGUGUGAGUGAGUGUGUGUGAGAGUGUGUGUGUGUGUGUGUGUGAGAGACACUGCAGCGGGGACUCGGGUGGCGCGAUGUGGGCUCGGAGUCGGCAGCUGGUCGGGGCACCGGGGCUCGCGUCGCGGGCGUCCCGAGGAGGCGGCUCGCUGCGGGCCGCCGGGGCUGGAUGUGCGGGGAGGAGGCAGCAGCAGAGACAGGCUUCAAGUGCGGAGGCUGUCUUGAAGAAGACGCCGCUGUUUGACUUCCACAGGGAGCACGGGGGCAAGAUGGUGGGGUUUGCAGGCUGGAGUAUGCCUGUACAGUACAAAGACAGUCACAUCGCCUCGCACAUGCACACCAGAGAGCACAGCUCCAUCUUCGACGUCAGCCACAUGCUGCAGACCAAGGUCCACGGCAAAGACAGAGUGAAGUUCAUGGAGUCUCUGGUGGUUGCAGAUAUUGCCGAACUCAAGGACAACCAGGGUACGCUGUCCCUCUUCACCAAUGAGAAAGGAGGGAUCAUGGAUGACCUCAUAGUGACAAGGACCGACCAGGGCUACCUCUACGUCGUCUCCAACGCUGGCUGUGCCGACAAGGAUUCGGCUCAUAUGAAGACCAGACUGGCAGAGUCCAAAGCUGCAGGUUUGGAUGUGGAUCUGGAGUUCCUAGAUGAAGCACUGAUCGCUCUGCAAGGUCCGUCCAUGUCGCGAGUGCUGCAGCAGGGGCUGAAGGACGACCUCAGCAAGCUGACCUUCAUGACCUCCACCCUGGCCACUGUGUUCGGUGUUCCCGGCUGCAGGGUCACUCGCUGCGGAUACACCGGAGAGGACGGGGUGGAGAUCUCCGUCCCUCAGUCCAGAGUGGUGGAGCUGACAGAGAAGCUGCUGGCCAACAGCGAGGUGAAGCUGGCCGGUCUGGGAGCCAGGGACAGCUUGAGGCUUGAGGCUGGACUUUGUCUCUAUGGCAACGACAUAGAUGAGGCCACCACACCUGUGGAGGCCACCCUGGUCUGGACCAUAGGCAAACGUCGGCGUCAGACAAAGGACUUCCCUGGCGCCAACAUCAUUGUACCGCAGAUCAAAGCCAAGACGGCCAGGAAGAGAGUCGGCCUGGUGUCCACCGGCCCCCCUGUCAGACAACACACGCCCAUUCUCAGCCCCGACGGGAAGGUUAUAGGCGAGGUGACCAGCGGCUGCCCUUCUCCCUGCCUGAAGAAGAACGUUGCCAUGGGCUACGUGGAUGCUGCGUUCGCUAAGAACGGAACAAGCAUCCAGGUUGAGGUCAGGAAGAAAGCAGUGCCGGCCACCGUCAGCAAGAUGCCGUUUGUCCCCACCAACUAUUACUCUGGAUAAGGAGGACACACACAAACAUACACACACAUACAGAUAGAGUACACCAUUACACACAUACACACACGCAUCACACUCACUCUGGAGCCUUCCUCCACCUUGUUCCGUGUUCUGAUAACCUCCAGAAAUGCGGCACCAGUGGAAGACUGAAAGAAGUUUUGUCUCAAAGAGAAAAAAUACUGUAAUUAAAUACAGUUUGUGUAUUGGUCUAAUGAGAUGUGUUGAUAUGUGUUUAUGAAACGCAUUGUAGACAAACGUGGUCUCACCUGGUGAUGGAUCUGUAAGCAAUUUAUAAAUGAGAUGGAAUAAAUUACCAGCCGGGCUGUCGAUUUAGAAAAUGAAUGUUCGACUUCAGUGGUUCAUAUACCAAGUUCUGGUUGUCUUUUUCUAUUUUUUAAAUAAACUGCCAGUUGGAGAGAAUCAA
This is a messenger RNA of Scophthalmus maximus (turbot), 1879 nucleotides long. It is a transcript of the gene amt, whose product is annotated as aminomethyltransferase. Gene Ontology annotation, biological process: glycine catabolic process. The coding region runs from base 202 to 1458 and encodes 418 amino acids. Gene Ontology annotation, cellular component: mitochondrion. The record is from RefSeq and is a predicted model, not a curated record. Gene Ontology annotation, molecular function: protein binding; aminomethyltransferase activity. The transcript has 9 exons. Lineage: Eukaryota; Metazoa; Chordata; Actinopteri; Pleuronectiformes; Scophthalmidae.